This is a messenger RNA of Chanos chanos (milkfish), 1140 nucleotides long. RefSeq names its product protein SSUH2 homolog. The record is from RefSeq and is a predicted model, not a curated record. NCBI's taxonomy places the organism in Eukaryota, Metazoa, Chordata, Actinopteri, Gonorynchiformes, Chanidae. The coding region runs from base 1 to 1140 and encodes 379 amino acids. The transcript has 13 exons.
AUGGAUUUAAGCGAUCAAGACGAAGCGCCAGGCGAGCCAGACUUGCAACCAGUUGCUAGCUACGAUGCAGGUUUGUUCACCAAUGCACCAGCUGUAGCCACGGCCCCUCCUGCAGAUGUGAUGCCCACGGUGCCUGGAUAUGAGGGCUUUGGAGGUGAAGGCAGUGCUAUUCCCCCUCCAUAUGAAGAGACAUAUCAAGAGGAAGGCCAAGCCAGAUCCAGACACUGGGAAAUCCCAGCUAUAACCAAAGAGCUUGCCCAGGAGGUCUUCAUUGAGUAUGCAUCCAGAAAAUGUUGCUACAGUGUGAAACCAGCCAAAGAGAUGGUCUUCACUGACCUGCAGUCUCUCGACACAUAUCGAUACUGUUUGGAGACCUUCACUGAGUCAAGAUCCACUGAAUGGGCAACUGAACCAUACCAUGGCCAGGUUGUGAAUGCUGAUAAUGGCAUGGCUCCAGAACCGUGGGACAUGGCUGUUCCUGUACCUCCCUUGUUUCAGGAUUGCAAAACAGAAGUUCGCAUACCGCAUACAUCCUCUGUUAAGGGAUGUCACUCUUGCCUGCAUCUUGGUAGAUCUGCAUGUUACACAUGUAUGACAUCAGGGAGGAGUCAGUGUGUAAUGUGCGGUGGUACCGGGAGGAACUUCUCUAAUGAACGAUGCCUUACCUGUGGAGGGACUGGCAGAGUGCUGUGCAUCUCCUGCGGUGGAAUGGGUUCUAGAGUAUGCUCGACUUGUCAAGGAAGAGGAAAACUUCUCUGGUUCUUGAAACUCAAGAUUAAAUGGAAAAACAACAUACAUAAAAAUGUUGUAGAUAAGUGCUCUGGAUUCCCUAUUGAUCGUCUUGAGAAGGUUACUGGAGAGAAUCUUUUCACCGACAUGAACCAAUUAGUUAAUCCUGUUGUUAGUUUCCCUGACAAUGCAGUGAAUGCAGCAUCUAGAGAGGCUGUGAGAGCGCACCAGGCCCAGUUCUCUACCACCUGCCGUAUCCUCCAGCAGAGGCAAACCAUUGAGUUGAUCCCAGUCACUCGCGUGCACUACAGCUGGAAGGAGAAAACUCACAUUUACUUUGUGUACGGAGCUGAACACAAAGUCUACACAAAGGACUACCCAGUGAAAUGCUGCUGCUGCUCCAUUUUGUAA